Molecule: messenger RNA, 726 nt
Organism: Aegilops tauschii subsp. strangulata
Lineage: Eukaryota; Viridiplantae; Streptophyta; Magnoliopsida; Poales; Poaceae
Source: RefSeq, a predicted model, not a curated record
AUGGCCGGAAGUCGGCCUUCGCCCUCGCUUCGCCCUUGCCAGGCGCAGCCUUGUCAGCCGCCCCCGCUGGUACGGCCUCAAGCCGCCGCGGACUCCGUCUCCGCCUCUGCGGUCCGGCGUCUCAGAGCCGCCCCGGUCUCGUGCAGUCUCUACCGUGAGCCGCCGUCGCAACCUGCUUCUACUGAGCCCGGCCUCACCUCUGUCUUGAGCUGCCCGCUUCGAGCAGCCCAGCCUCCUCUUCUUCGCCAAGGAGCCAUCUCGCCGCUACCUGAGCCACGACCUCGCCCCGCGGCCGGCCUCCAGCUGUGUUCGCACCUCUGCGUGCCGCCUCCACGCACCUGUGAUGCCCGGCGCUUCGCGCCUCCGCUGUCGUCUCAUCCCUACGCUACCACGGCCUUAGCCGGCGCCACGGCCGAGCUGGACCGCGACGCGGCUUCCGUUGUCGCCGCCGGCGACGACAAGAGUGCGGGGGGAGGCAAUGAAGACGAGGCGGCCGGCGCAGAGGCUCUCCGAGAGGUGACGGGCGCGGCAAGAUCCUCAACAACGGCCAGCUCAAGCUCGUCCACGGCAGCGAGUCGGCGCGUCCACGGUCGUCGGGAGCUGGUGGUGGGCACAAUGGGCAGUGGAAGUCCGGUGCGCUCAAAGUGUUUGACGAAUGUCAAGCCCAACCUGAUGGCUGUUAAGUUUUGUUGUUAACAACGCCGAGUAAAAAUUGCAUCUCGAUAA